AUGGGGAAAUCAUCUAAGGAUAAAAGGGACAUUUAUUACAGGCAGGCAAAGGAAGAAGGCUGGAGGGCCAGAAGUGCAUUUAAACUAUUACAAAUUGAUGAAGAAUUUACUAUAUUUAAAGGCGUAACGCGAGCUGUGGAUUUAUGCGCCGCUCCAGGAAGCUGGAGUCAAGUACUAAGCAAGAAAUUAAGAAAUCAAGAAAACCUAUCUGAAGCAGAACAAAGCAAAGUAAAGAUUGUUGCUGUUGAUUUACAAGCCAUGGCUCCUUUGGAUGGAGUUAUACAGAUUCAAGGAGAUAUUACCAGCGUAUCAACGGCUAAUCGAAUCAUUGACUAUUUUGAGGGAGAAAAGGCGGACUUGGUAGUCUGCGAUGGUGCUCCAGAUGUUACCGGACAGCAUGAUUUAGAUGAAUAUUUUCAAGCACAACUUCUACUAGCUGCAUUAAAUAUCACGAAUCACGUCCUUAAAUCAGGUGGCACUUUUAUUGCAAAGAUUUUUCGCGGAAAAGAUGUAUCAUUAUUGUAUUCUCAGCUGAGAGUAUUUUUUCCGAAUGUUACAAUUAGUAAGCCUCGAAGUUCCCGAAAUUCGAGCAUUGAAGCAUUUGUAGUUUGCAGAAAUUACAGCCAACCUGAAGGCUUCACACCAACGAUGACUAAUCCCUUGUUAAACAAUGACUAUGAACUUAGCUUUAUUGAUUUACAAGAAGAAAAUCAGAUAAUUAUCCCGUUUGUUGCAUGCGGUGAUUUAAGUGCUUAUGAUGCAGACAUGAAUUAUCCUUUGCAGAAGACUGAAGAUUAUAAACAGCUCCCUCCAACACAAGCUCCCAUAGAUCCUCCUUACAAGACAGCUUGCUACUUAAAAAGAAACAACCUUUUAAAGCCGAAAAGUGAAACGAGUAAUGGAAAUUCCAAUAAUGAUGAGACUGUACAGUCGGGGGAUUGA
Trichoplax adhaerens is the source of this 942-nucleotide messenger RNA. RefSeq lists its product as uncharacterized. The coding region runs from base 1 to 942 and encodes 313 amino acids. Gene Ontology annotation, molecular function: tRNA methyltransferase activity. The record is from RefSeq and is a predicted model, not a curated record. Gene Ontology annotation, biological process: tRNA methylation; cytoplasmic translation. Gene Ontology annotation, cellular component: cytoplasm. The transcript has 10 exons. Lineage: Eukaryota; Metazoa; Placozoa; Uniplacotomia; Trichoplacea; Trichoplacidae.